This is a messenger RNA of Penicillium coprophilum, 1800 nucleotides long. RefSeq lists its product as uncharacterized. The transcript has a single exon. Lineage: Eukaryota; Fungi; Ascomycota; Eurotiomycetes; Eurotiales; Aspergillaceae. The record is from RefSeq and is a predicted model, not a curated record. The coding region runs from base 1 to 1800 and encodes 599 amino acids.
AUGGCCACCCCACUAGAGAAGCAACCUCUUGUCAAGGGCGGGCAUGCCCGGUUGCCAGACAGGCUCCCCUCUACGUUUGUUUCAUCAACGAUACCUUGUGUAUUUGACAAUACCGUUAUCCUUGCGGCAACUCAUCCUACAGUCUCGACCGCAGGUCCAUCAGACGAUGGUUGGUUCAUUUCAGACUUCUAUGCGUUUAACUAUCUGUUGAAAGGCUUGGGCAUGCAUCAGACAUGGAUCACCGCAGCUGAUCCAAGAAAAUUAGUGGAGAAGUAUGGCCCAUACCUUCAUGGCAACCCUUAUGAGGAUCGAAAAGUCUGCCUUGAUCAAGACCUGUUAGAUCAACGGCAAAUCACCCCAGUUACCCUAGUUAGCUCGGGUGAAAUGAUAGAUCGGGUUCUUUCAGAGGCGAAAUGGGCAUCGGAACUAGCGAAACGGCAUGAGGCGCCACUUCUCCUACUCUUCUUUUGCCAUGGGCUACCAAAUCAUCACUUAUUGUUGAAUGACGGAAACAGUCACAAGGGUCUCAGCGUGGUCAACCUCAAGGGUGUGCUUGAGCCAGGUGUGCGUGUGACUCUCCUGUCCACCGCUUGUUAUUCCGGGGGAUGGAUCACCACCCCUGACCUCAACCACACCGCUAUGGCGGCUGCUAGUGGGGAAGAUGAUCUGGCCACCGGAACUUCGAAUGCCUGGAGUGUAUCCCAGAGCAUUGGGCGAAGCUGUGGUUCCGUGUUUGUAAGCACCCUGUUGGAGACUUUAUCCAGUGUGACGAGUCCCCUACUUGAAGAACCUGGUCUGGACACAAGCCUAUCAAGCCCACAGCAAAGUCUCCAACCAGAUGACCCUAACAGCUUACAAAAUUUGAGCUAUAACUCAUUUUGCAAUGCCAUUUGGAGUACAUGCGAAGAUCGCAUCACACGGCUCUGGAACUUCCAACACUUCAAAUUUUGUGCCCAGGAUGAUGCUUGGGAAUAUUCAUGGACAGGGAGAACAGGAAUCCCAUUGUCCCACUUUAGGCACCGGUGGGAUCAACUUAUCUCCUACCCAUAUCAAGGGCCCAGUGAUAUCAGGGACCUUAGAAAUCCACACCCGAAGAACACCACAUUUUUGGAGCAAGAUCCAAACAAAACUGCAUCGGCAAACCAGGUUAUUGAGGAGAUGACCGAUCAUAUAGCUCACAGAAGACUAAAAGGAAUGGCCCAAACCUUUCACCAGACCUGCCCCGGUGACUGGGAUCGUGGUAAGGAGGUGGGCUUCGGAGGCACGCUCCGUGCAUUCUAUGAGCGUGACCAGUAUAAGGAAAGAGCGCCGAUGUUUGAAGCGGCAAUACGAUUUAGGUGGGAAGCAGCCCUACUUGCGGACUAUAUUCUCGAGUUGUUUGGCCUUCCUGCUCCUGGCAAGGAGAUCUGCAUCAUGUGGAACCGUCUUCUAUGGAUUCAACGUCAACUGGAGACUAUUCCGAUGCCCGACCUCGAGCUACGUUGGAAGAAAAUGUAUAACUCCCUCUCUGGCUAUUUCCAAACUCCUUGCUUAAGAGAGCAGGGCCCGCCUUUUUACCGACCACUACAUUAUUUGGUCGCCGCCCUUUUGGAAGCUGAUAAACCAGAACGUGAGACAAGUGCUAUAAUUUCCGCCAUCGGGGACUUUAUGAGUACAGUUAGGAUGUUUCAACAGCAACGUCUAUCUGAGGACAAAGAUGUUCGUGGUAGAGGCCGCGAGUGGCUAAAAUCCAUCGGUCGACGGGCUCGCAAGUCCCUCUCGCCACGUAAAAAAAUACGCCACUCAACAUCCGUUUCUUGA